AUGGCGACACGCCGGCUGCCGGCGUUGCUGGGCUUGGCCUUGAUGUCGCGUGCCUUGACGUGGCUCGGUGCAGGACCCUCCGGCAGCCUUGGACGUCCAGCUCGCACCAGACGGGCUGCCCUGCCCAACGGCUUCGCCAGUGAGGAGGAGUACCUGUCCUACCUGAAGGACUCCGGGGUGGACCUCAGCGAGGUCCGCAAAGAUUCCGGGGUGGGCGACUUCUUCGAUGCGCUGCUCCCAAAGACAGGUGUGACCCCGGAGUUCUUGGGGAAUAUCUUCGUUUUUGGGCUCGUGGUCACCCUCAUCAGCGCCACGCUCAAUUUUCUGUUCGACAAGUUCGUGCUGGGUAAGGACGUCCAAGUGGAUCUUUCAGGACGGACCAGCAAAGUCGGCCGCAUUCUGCGGGGAGAAGACAUCAGCAACCUGCAAGAAGAAGAGUCGGAGUUCGCCUUCUUCAAGGGCAGCGCAGAGGAGCUGAAGAAGCUUCGAGAGGAGGAGGAGAAGCAGGGCAUGGAUCCUUUGGCCAACUUGGGCAUCAAGAAGUCCAAGAAGUUUUUAGGCACGGUGCGAAACGACCGGCGCAGACGAGUGGACGCGGAAGAAGGACUGGGAACCCAUCUCCCAACGGAGGGGAACUUCGUUUUUGGGGGCUUCUUUCCUCCAGCUCUUCCCAGAUGGGAUGGAGGCGACGCCGCCCGCGACUUUGUCGGCAGCGUCAACCUGGCCAUGGCCAACGCCAGUGAGAUCCGUCAAGGGGAGAAGCUGGCCAAUGCUGGCACCAUUGCAGAGGCGCAGAAGGCGCAGGCAGCAGUGGUGGAGGCCAUCAGUGUCCUGAAGGAGUUUUACGAGAAGAGUGGGCUGGGCGCUGCCUUGCUACAGGAGGGUUCCAAGGAACCAGUGCCUGGGCUGGGAAAGGCGGACUUCGACACGGCCUACGGCGGUCAGGACGCUGGUGGCGUGGUGCAGCUUUUGCAGCAAAUCUCCGCGGACUUCGCGCGCCUCGAGGCUGACACCAAGGCGGAGGAGCAAUCAGCCACAGAAGAGUUUGAGAAGUUGUCCAAAGACUACAAGCUCAACAAGGCCGAGAAGGAGACGGACCUGAAGCACCUGCAGCAGAGCAAGGUGGAAAAGACCUCGCAGUUGGCCACGAAAGGCGGCGAGCUGCAAAGCGGCCAGCAAGAGCUGGCCGCGGCGCUGCAGUACUACGAGGAACUGAAGCCUCCUUGCGUCAAGGGCGGCAAGGCCUGGCAGGAGCGCGAGAAGCAACGAGAGGAGGAGCUGAAGUCUUUGAAGGAAGCUGUCGAGAUCAUGUCCAAUGCCACGAAGUGA
This is a messenger RNA of Durusdinium trenchii, 1329 nucleotides long. The record is from the annotation of a GenBank genome assembly. NCBI's taxonomy places the organism in Eukaryota, Dinophyceae, Suessiales, Symbiodiniaceae.